Molecule: messenger RNA, 1508 nt
Organism: Abrus precatorius (Indian licorice)
Lineage: Eukaryota; Viridiplantae; Streptophyta; Magnoliopsida; Fabales; Fabaceae
Product: 3-hydroxyisobutyryl-CoA hydrolase-like protein 3, mitochondrial
Exons: 11
Coding region: 15-1274 (419 amino acids)
Biological process (GO): L-valine catabolic process
Cellular component (GO): cytosol
Molecular function (GO): 3-hydroxyisobutyryl-CoA hydrolase activity
Source: RefSeq, a predicted model, not a curated record
UAUCACAGAAAAGGAUGCUACUGGGUGCUGUCAGAGCUCAUCGUUUUCUGAGUUUAUUCUCUUUUUCUCGCUCCAAACCAUCCUUUUCUGUUCGAGCAUUUUCCGCCAUGGCCGAAGAAUUCGUCAAGGGUACCGUUUAUCAAAACGGCGUCGCUGUUAUCACCCUCGAUCGCCCCAAAGCUCUCAACGCCAUGAGCCUAGAUAUGGAUGUAAAAUAUAAAAGAUACCUUGAUGAAUGGGAAUCAGACCCAAGGGUCAAAUGUGUACUAGUUGAUAGCAGCUCGGCUCGUGCCUUUUGUGCUGGUAUGGAUAUUAAAGGGGUUGUUGCUGAAAUACAAAAGGACAGAAGUGGUGAUGUGAAGCAGAUAACAAUCAAAAAUCAUCUAUCAGAUAUGAUUGAGGUCUUCACGGCUGAGUAUUCUUUGAUAUGCAAAAUUUCUGAUUACAAGAAGCCAUAUAUAAGCUUCAUGGAUGGAAUAACAAUGGGUUUUGGUAUUGGCUUAUCUGGUCAUGGUCGCUACCGCAUCAUAACAGAGAGAACUGUUCUUGCAAUGCCAGAAAAUGGAAUUGGCCUGUUCCCAGAUGUAGGUUUUGCUUAUAUAGCAGCUCAAAGUCCAGGGGAAGGAUCUGUUGGAGCUUAUCUUGGAUUGACUGGAAAGAGGAUUUCUACUCCUUCAGAUGCAAUAUAUACUGGCCUUGGAACACAUUACGUGCCAUCUGGAAAGUUAGGUUCAUUCAAGGAGGCCCUUUUGGCAACCAACUUUUCCCAGGAUCCACAUCAGGACAUCAAAGUACUUUUAGCAAGAUAUGAGUCCAACCCUGAGUCUGAGGCACAGUUGAAAUUGCUUUUACCUCAGAUAAUGUCUUCAUUUGGAGGAAAUAAAUCAGUCACUGAGACCAUUGAAGAGCUUAAAAAGCACCAGUCAAGCAGUGAUCCUAAUGUUGUGGAGUGGGCUAAUGAAGCUCUCCAAGGUCUUGGAAAAGGUGCUCCCUUUUCCCUUUUCUUGACCCAAAAGCACUUCUCUGCAGUUGCUUCUGCGCUAGGGAAAAAUGGCAGUGAAUUAUCCAUGCUUAGCGGUGUAAUGAAAACUGAGUAUCGCAUUGCCUUGAGGUCAUCACUACGACAUGAUUUUGCCGAAGGUGUCCGAGCAGUGCUGGUGGACAAGGAUCAGAACCCAAAAUGGAAACCAUCAAGGUUGGAGGAAGUUGUUCCGAGUGAAGUGGAAGCUGUCUUUAAACCAUUAGGGUCUGAGGUUGGGGAGUUGAGAGUGUAAUUUUAGAAGGGAAGUGUACUCUUUUUUUCUCGAAAUGCAUUAUAGAAUUGCAGACACUUCAUCAAAUAAAUGGAUGGUGUUUUAUUGGGCCUGGGUUCCCUCCAGGUCCAGGGUGUUGCUUGUACUGUCUUAUCACCAUAUGAUAACAUGAAGUCCAUGAUUUUGGAAAUGAUGUUACUUCUAUUAUACCCACGUGCAAGAAGUGAAAGGCUUAGUUUCCUUAGUCGAAUUCUC